Molecule: messenger RNA, 3057 nt
Organism: Xyrichtys novacula (pearly razorfish)
Lineage: Eukaryota; Metazoa; Chordata; Actinopteri; Labriformes; Labridae
Source: the annotation of a GenBank genome assembly
AUGCUUGAUAUAAAUCAUCACCACUUAAAUAAUGGAAGGACCACCAAAUCUAGGUAAGGAAUAAAAUGUAAAUAAGAUAAUAUUAAAAUAAAUGUAAAUAAGAGAAAUUAUAGGAUGACUCCCCAGAGAAAAGUGACAGGAUUUAACAUUUGAUGCUUUUCAUUAUCAAUGUCACCAGUCCACAGCAUAGUUACAGUGCCCGCAGAGAGAAGAGCAAAGUUAGGCUCAAUGACCAGCUGUGAGUAGUCUUAUAAGUCUUAUGUCACUUUUCCAAAGAAACAUUAAAUCGAAAUAGAAAAAAAAAGUAUUUUCUUAGUGGUGAUAACUUGAAUUCAGUUUGUUUGUUUUUUUCUUCAGCAUACCAAAACCAACCGAAAUAAAUAUGGGGUGAGUACAUUUUUCUGCAGGGACACAAACAGAUACUGGCUUUUUUUCAGUGUUCAUGAUUUAAGGUUUCGAUAUGCCACAAAAUUUAACACACUUCAUCUAGGUAUCAACUCCUCAUAUCCCAACAGGGAAAAAAUGAUCAAGAUCGCAAUGCCCAAACAGCAUCCCUAUUCAUCCCACAUCUCCAAGUUUGCCAUGUUUCCGUCUUUCCAUCCUCCAGAGGAUCCUGAAACAGGAGUCAGAGCUGCUUCCAAACCUUUCCUCAGUCCUCUGAUCCCAAACAGAGCACCAGAUGUCACUGUGUUGAGCAAAACCAUUGGUAAACAGGCAACAUAUUUAGAUAGAAUUAAGUCACAAAACAGAUCUGUGAUUUCGGUAUUUCUAUGCAUAGGUGCCCCCUUUAGACAUGAGAUCUUGGAGUCCCCUAUCAGCCAAAGUAAGAAAACUGUAAUGUGGACAGGUGAACAUGGCUUCUUGGACGUGAGUACUGAAGCACUGUACAGUAGUUGGGUUCAUGCUGUAUAAAAUGAUUGAAAGUGUCAGGGUAACAUAGUUAAUGUUUGCCAUCUUGCUCCAGUAUACAAAGCCCCUGAAGGGACAGAACCAGGUCUUCUACCCCACUCCACCCAAGACAGUGCUGCCCAACCCAAGACUCUGUGACUGGGAUUUGACAUUAUCAGAGCGGACAUGCAACAUGCUGAGAAACUUAGAGAGGACACACUGGCUCACCUCUUACCAAAUGAACUACACAGGUAAGGAUGCUUUUAUAAUGUUAAGAUGAUGAGAAUGGCAUGAAAUAACAGUGGUGGAAAGGGGACUGAAUGUUAUUCUUAUUUCUUGAUUUAAAAAACAAAAGAACAAAAACAGACAAAGCUGUUAAUUAGAAUCCACCCAUCUAAAAGCCCUCAAGAAAUACAUGUAAUACUAUAUAUUGGGAGAAAAUGCACUAAUGAUAUGAUUCAAUACAAUAUAUAACUCAAUACAAUGAGAAACUAUUCAACAUGAUAAAUUUAGGUGCAAUAUAAUUCUAUACAAAAUGAUACAGUAUGAUACGAUAUCAAACAACAGAUAUGAUACAGUACCAUAAGAUUACGAGUAUGAUCUCAUACUGCAUGAUACAAUAAAAGCACAACAUGAUAGGAUUCAAUUUGAUACAAUAUGAUAACAUAUGAUGUGAUGCAAUAUAAUACAAUACAAUUUGAUAAAUGUUCCAUUCGGUACAUUUAUUGUUCCCUUAGAGUAACUAGUCUCAGCCCAAAAUGGUUUUUUUUUGCCUCCACAUUACCAAUGAAAAAAAACACAGCAAAAAUAACAACAAUCCAUAUGUAAACAGAAAAGGAACAUAUAAAAAAGACACAAUCCUCUUACUUGUUGGACCCCAGUCCACUUCCAAAGUUGUGUUUGCCUCUCUGACAGGAAGGUGAAAAGGAUUUACAAGAAAAACAGGCUACAUUAUGCCAUCAAUAAUUAUAAGAGCUUCAGCAUGUACAAUCACUUUGCAAAUAAAUAAAUAAUGCAAUAGUGGAGUGUGUGAUUUCAACAUUUUUAAUGAAUAAUUAUGUAAAUUUUUGUCUCUCCUAUUAAAAGUUUGAUUUUGUAUUAAAGGAUUGGGGCCAGCAAACCCGCUGAAGAUGGAUGAUUUUGUGGUAAAACAGAGUAAUCCAGUCGGAAUGGAUUUACAUAGGACACUGCUGGUAAGACUCUCAGGAAUAAUAUACCUUUUGUAAAGCAACAUUUAUGGUAUGUAAUUACCAAGCUCCUAAUGAGCUCCUUUCCUUGUAGAGGGAGCGCUCCUUCCCUGUGUUUGUUCCUUCUAAACCAACACAAGGAUGUAGAGGACGGCAAAGGAGCUGUGAGGGGAGAAGCACCCUCAGUCCUGCUGCUGCUGAUCACCCAAAUCUAUCUGAAUUUCCAAAACAUAGAACUGCUUCAGCUCUUACAAACCAACCCAGGCCCCUAGAGACCACGGUUAAGUAUGAGGCACCAGCCCCCGACCGCAAGGGUCACAGCCAAUCAAAGAACAGCGCUGGGUCCACAGAGGCACCAAGCAACGAGCUGCCCCAGGAGGUCUUGCAUGAACAACAAAGUGAAGGAAAAAUCUCUGCAUAUGAGAGCGGAAAAAAAGGAAACUGUAAAGUCCGGUUUGAUCAAAGUGUGUCACAGAGCUGCCAAGAGGCUAACACUGUCCUGAUCACAGACACAGAGCAACCCUUGGAUCUGUACAACCGUCCCCCUUCCCACAGAGAGAUGGAGGUCAACAGAGAGAAAAGCCUGUCCGAUCAUGAUGAACCAUGCAAUAAAAAGAAAAAUGUAAAAGUUGAUAGAAAUGUACAGAAUCAGUCAUUUGGAGCCAAAGAUCUAGCAGGUGUUGAGUCAGAGUUAUUAUGUAGGUCUUAUGAGCAAGAGAAACUUGUAAAAAGCAAAGAAAUGCCAUACAGUACCUGUAACCCCUGCAUCCUGCCCAGGCCCUCUGCCCUACCUGACAUUCCCUGUAAGGGCACAGUAGGAACUCUCAGCCUCUUGGAUCUUCAAAAUUCAUUCAGUAAGACUGCUGCCCAUCACAACUUCAACAGCUCUAUAACACAUACUCCUGUAAACCUGAGGGACAAUGUCAUCUCAGGGAAAAAACACAACUUUUACGGGAUUAACUCUUGCUACCUCCAUGGAUAA